AUGUGUAGCCUAGUGCUUUUCAGCACCCCCUCUUAUCUAUCUAUCUAUCUAUCUAUCUCAGCAUAUUCAUUAUCUAUCUUCUGUUUUGUUGCAUCCUUCAGUAAUUUUCUUUCUGUAGAGUUAAUUAUUAUCUCCUCUUAUAUUAUUCAAUGUUUCUUUCCUCUGUUUUUUGACAGCAAAUUUUAUAACUCAGAUGCUCUUCUGCGAGACUCUCAUUUCUUCAGCAAUCUCUUGACAGUCACUCAAGAAAGAAAUGCAAGCAAGCAAAAGAGGAAUGUCUCAUAUCUAUCUAUUUAUUUAUCUAUGUCAUCUAUUCAUAUCUACGUAUCUAUCUACCUCAGUCUAUUUAUAUCUAUGUAUCUAUCGAUUUCAAUCUAUUCAUAUCUACGUAUCUAUCUACCUCAGUCUAUUUAUAUCUAUGUAUCUAUCAAUUUCAAUCUAUUCAUAUCUAUGUAUCUCUGUUUGUUCAUAUUUAUCUAUCUCAGAAAGACUUUAAAAAGAAAUGCAAGCAAGCAAAAGAGGAAUAAUCUAUCUAUCUAUCUAUCUACAUCGAGGUUCCAAUCUAUCUAUCUAUCUAUCUAUCUAUCUAUCUAUCUAUCUAUCUAUCUAAAAGAUCUAUUUGCUUUUUGUUCAUAUCUAUCUUUUUCUGCUCAUAUCUAUCUAUCUAUCUAUCUAUCUAUCUAUCACAAUCCAUUCAUUAUCUAUCUAUUUAUCAUUUAUCUAGCUUUUUUUUUAAACAUUUAA
Molecule: messenger RNA, 744 nt
Organism: Acanthosepion pharaonis
Lineage: Eukaryota; Metazoa; Mollusca; Cephalopoda; Sepiida; Sepiidae
Source: the annotation of a GenBank genome assembly